This is a messenger RNA of Sinocyclocheilus rhinocerous, 1094 nucleotides long. RefSeq names its product CD276 antigen homolog. The record is from RefSeq and is a predicted model, not a curated record. Gene Ontology annotation, cellular component: external side of plasma membrane. The transcript is spliced from 4 exons. The coding region runs from base 176 to 757 and encodes 193 amino acids. Gene Ontology annotation, biological process: T cell costimulation; immune response; positive regulation of T cell proliferation. NCBI's taxonomy places the organism in Eukaryota, Metazoa, Chordata, Actinopteri, Cypriniformes, Cyprinidae.
CAGACCUACACGGCAUAUACAGAAGACCGCACUGUAUGCUUUCGACUCACUCUCGCGAUAGUUUGAUGUCAUAAACCUUUCGGUCUGCGCUACACUUAGCACAUACUUUCAGUUUCCCUACAAGUAGCAUUUUAGAAAUAGUAUGUAAAAUAACCAUUAUUUAUAUCGGGGCACCAUGAUCAUCGGUUGCUGCUUCAUCUGUGCCUUUUUUGUGCUGAUAAACAAAGUGUGUCUGCAGGUCCCAGUAGAGGGUUUUAUUGGUGGUUCUGUUGUUCUGCCGUGUUCUUCAGCUGAACAUGAUCUUAAACUUCAAGAUAUUAAUGUGCUUUGGAGGGACAAAGGCAGUGAGACCGUUUAUGAUAUAAUUAAAGGUAAAGAUUCAGUAGAGCGACAGGACCCACGAUACAAGAACAGAGCUGAAACUUUCCCUGAGGAGUAUGAGAGAGGAAACUUCUCCCUCAAACUCAUCAAUCUUAAUCACACUGAUGCAGGAGAGUUCAACUGCUUCAUCACACACUCAUCUGAUUCUAAACAGGAGACUGUAUGGCUGUUCAUUAAUGAUUCAACAGCAGAAAAAGGAAACAAAUCUACUAAACAAGAAAACCAAGAACCAGGAACACAAUCAGACUGGAUAACGAUAGUAUUGAUCUGUGUUUGUACUAUAUUCAUUCUAUUAUUUGCCGUGUUUAUUGCCUGUUUCAUAAUUCGCAGGAUAAGAACUCAAGCUCCAUAUAUAGGAGGAACAGUGGCAAACUAAAGGGUCUGUUGCACACUGCAAGUGUCAGCAGCAUCUGAGCAGCCUGUAUUUUCCAGCACCCAUGCUAACAAAUGGAGUGUUCACAUCAGAAGCAGGAGUGGCACGUCAUGUACAAUCACAUUUUCUGUUGCAGAUUAUCUCUCUUGAUAUACUCUUGCUGAAAACAAUGUGCACUGUUUGUUCUUAUUGUAUAACAGAAUGAGAUCUUGAAACAGGAAAAUUUUUGCUGUCAAAUCCUGUCAGUAUGUUGCUGCCUUAACAGUUCUGUAUCGCAAGUGUUUGAACGAAUAAAUGUGUUUUGUAUUAUGUAUUUCUUGUAAGUUAACAUUAGAACUAC